Mangifera indica (mango) is the source of this 3379-nucleotide messenger RNA. RefSeq lists its product as uncharacterized. Bases 222 to 2621 code for a protein of 799 amino acids. Lineage: Eukaryota; Viridiplantae; Streptophyta; Magnoliopsida; Sapindales; Anacardiaceae. Gene Ontology annotation, cellular component: intracellular membrane-bounded organelle. Gene Ontology annotation, molecular function: protein binding. The transcript is spliced from 14 exons. The record is from RefSeq and is a predicted model, not a curated record. Gene Ontology annotation, biological process: autophagy.
GCCGCUUUCCGCUAAGCCAUCCUGGCUCAGCUCCUCGGCUUUAGGUUUUGUAGCUAUCUGUUGUUCCUCAAUUCACCACCCGGUUUUCUUCUGUUCAAUAGAGACAGAAUUUGUGAAGUUAGGGGUACAGGACGUGCAUCUCUAUUCUAUUAUCUCAUUUCAUAAUCAGAUAAUCAUUCCCAUAAUUCUUUAGAGUUUUCUUAUGACGGUCGUCUAGAAAGAUGACGGGACUUGCUAGACCACACGAUCGAAACACCCUCCAGUCACUACCGUCCAAUCAUUCCCAUCGCAGAAAUGUUUGGCACUUGUUGGCGCUGAGAGAGAUUUCGCCGAGAACAAAAUAUGUGCCGAGAAGGCAGUGGGGCGAAGCUUCUAGAUUGAGUGCUCGUGGGUCCAGGAAUGAAUCAUUGAGAGACGUAAAGCACGGUCUUGUUUCAUGGGUUGAGGCUGGAUCAUUGCGGCACUUAUCAGCCAAGUAUUGCCCUUUGCUGCCUCCUCCUAGGUCAACUAUUGCUGCAGCAUUUAGUCCUGAUGGGAGAACACUUGCUUCUACGCAUGGUGACCACACUGUAAAGAUACUUGAUUGCCAAACUGGAAACUGCUUAAAGGUCUUAAGUGGUCAUCGGAGGACACCUUGGGUGGUUAGGUUCCACCCAUUGCGUCCUGAAAUACUUGCAAGUGGGAGCUUGGAUCAUGAAGUUCGCCUAUGGGAUGCAAACACAUCAGUGUGUAUAGUGUCUCGUGAUUUCUAUCGACCCAUUGCUUCCAUUGCUUUCCAUGCUGAAGGUGAACUUCUUGCUGUUGCAUCAGGCCACAAGCUGUACAUAUGGCCCUACAACAACAGAAUGGAAGAUUCCAAGCCAACAGUUGUGUUGAAGACAAGGCGCUCACUUCGAGCUGUACAUUUUCACCCACAUGCUGCGCCAUUUCUCUUGACUGCUGAGGUGAAUGAUCUUGACUCUUCAGAUUCCUCGAUGACAAGAGCAACAUCUCCGGGUUACUUGCGAUAUCCUCCACCUGCCGUUUUUGUGGCAAAUACUCAAUCUAGUGACCAUGUUAAUUUGAAUUCAAAACUUCCUCCCAUGUCCAUGCCUUUAUUGUUUGUGCCUUCUGUUUCUAUUGAUAAUUCAAGAAUGGAUAUGGAUUCGCAGCAUGCUAAUAGGCAUGUUGGCUCAAGAAACAUGCAAGUGGAGUCUUCUGCUGCUAAGCAUUUCCAGUUACAUGUAAAUGUUCCAGAACAGCAAGAUACUACAGUGUCUCCUAUGGAGACGUUUCCUGUGAGUCUUCCUGGAUCGUUUCCCAGUACAGAAGAACCUAUAAAUAAUUCUUUCCCUAAUGGGAUAGAAAGUGGUAUUUCUGACCACCAAGGGGAUGCCAUGGAUACCGAUGAAAUGCAGCCGGUAGAAGCAAGCCAAAGAGGUGACUCAAUUAACCUAGAUAAUCUUAGUGGUGCAACAAUGGGAAUGCCUGCACAUAUAUCCACUCGAUCAUCUAUCACUGAAUUUGGCCAAAUUCAGCGGUUUUUACCCAUUAGGGAUCCAUCUUGUUGGGAGCUUCCAUUUUUGCAAGGAUGGUUAAUGGGCCAAAGCCAAGCUGGUGUUCCCCCAGUGCUUCCUCUUAGUGGCAGCAGUCGUGAUCAUACAGCUCAAUAUGGGGGUUCCACCUCAAUUCCUCAUCCGUCUACAUUUAAUGUUGAGGCCACGGUGGCUUCAUUAGCAGUUCCUGGAAGCAUGAACUUAUCUGCAGUUCGUGGUAGACCCAAACGAUAUCAUAUUCCACACACCCAGUUCUCUGGAUCUGUGUCUGGAGAAGCUGCGUCUUUCAGUAAUGCCUUACGUGAUGGUACUGAUCCUCAACCUAUCAUCAGUAGAAUUCAGUCUGAACUCGCCACGUCACUGGCUGCAGCUGCAGCUGCAGAGUUACCUUGUACUGUGAAGCUCAGAGUAUGGUCACAUGAUAUAAAAAAUCCUUGUUCUCCACUUAAUGGUGAAAAAUGCCACCUGACAAUACCACAUGCAGUCCUUUGUAGUGAAAUGGGUGCCCAUUUUUCACCUUGCGGGAGAUUUUUAGCUGCUUGUGUUGCUUGCAUGCUUCCUUACUCUGAAGCUGAUCCAGGGCUACAAACAUUUGUCCAUCAAGAACCUGGCACUACUGCAACAUCCCCAACUCGCCAUCCAAUCUCAGCACACCAAGUCAUGUAUGAGCUUCGUAUAUAUUCGCUCGAGGAGUCAACUUUUGGUUCAGUUCUUGUAUCACGAGCGAUCCGAGCUGCUCAUUGUUUGACUUCAAUCCAGUUUUCACCCACUUCUGAGCACAUAUUACUUGCUUAUGGUCGGCGUCAUGGUUCUCUUCUUAAAAGUAUUGUCAUCGAUGGGGAAACAUCAUCACCUAUUUACACUGUUCUUGAGGUUUACAGAGUUUCAGAUAUGGAACUUGUAAGAGUGCUUCCUAGUGCAGAGGAUGAGGUCAAUGUUGCUUGCUUCCAUCCUUUUGCUGGAGGAGGUCUUGUUUAUGGGACCAAGGAAGGAAAGCUUAGGCUCCUUCAGUACGACAGAGCUCCGGAUGCAAACUGCGGUGGACCAAAUUAUUUUACUGCAGAAAACAUGGAAGAGGUAGACUAGUAAGGUGGAGACAUAUGCUUUAGAAUGCUAGACAUUAGUGAUCUACUUCAAAGGAAGCUGUAUAACAUUACCGGCCUAAUGAUAUAAAUCAAAACUGAAGUAUGAUUGAUAGUGGUAGAUCAAUAAAAAGUAUGAGGAUUAGCGAGUGAUUAGGCUUAUGGUUUGCUGCCCCAAGAUUUGGGUGUUUAUUUCCAAGGUAUCUCUACUAGGUGGAAACUCUUGAAUUCCAGCUUCUAAAAUACGUAGGGGAUCCCAGUUUUGAAGUCAGAGCUGGUGCAAUGCAGCUUCAGGGCCACAACUGGGUUAAAAGAAGUUUGAGAACAGUUAUUUUGCUGGUUUCUUCAGUCCAGCACAUCAGAUGUUCGUAGAAAAGCUGUGAAUUUAUUAUUGGCGUUGGGAAAAGUAUCAAACGCUGAUUAUGAUGAGCAGACCAUUUGUGUUGAUACUUAACAGGAGUUUUUGGCUGCUGCAAUGCAAUUAUGUGUUUUUAAGACCUUCCAUUCCACCACCGGUAAUCUGCAGAAUCGUGCUCUUGAGUAUAUCUGUGCCAGAAUGUACAAGAAUAUAUGCCUCAGUAGUAUUAUUCUAACACAAGCUUUUUAUCUUUCUUUCGAUUUUUCUUUUUCUUUUUCUUUUUAAUUAGAACUGUUGUUUAAUCUAUACCUUCUCUUUGUAAGUAGUAUUACUAUUACCAUACAGCAUUAACUUUCUUUUGGUGCUAAUUGAUGAUACAUCCACUCAUGCAAUACUGCAUUGAA